This is a messenger RNA of Gasterosteus aculeatus aculeatus (three-spined stickleback), 2175 nucleotides long. RefSeq names its product ras-related protein Rab-26. NCBI's taxonomy places the organism in Eukaryota, Metazoa, Chordata, Actinopteri, Perciformes, Gasterosteidae. The record is from RefSeq and is a predicted model, not a curated record. Gene Ontology annotation, molecular function: GTP binding; GTPase activity.
AGUGCGCCCCUGCGGCCCGAGGAUCGUCGUGCGCCACAUCGCAUCCAAUUGGUGCCGAGAACAACGCGCACUGAUCUCAGCUGUUGUCAGCAGCGGGAAGCUGAAAGUGGUUGUUUUAGCGUCUUCUUCUUUUUUGUUGCGUUACGAGCGUCUCCCCUUUUUACUCCCAGCAGAGGAGGUGUCGGACCAUGCGUUCCUCGCGCAGGUGAAAAACAAAUUUCCGAUUUGGAGUUUGUCGCUGCAGCAACUUUUAGGCGCCUCGGAGGAUUUUUUUUUUUUUCACGCAACCUUAACAAAGAUUUUUUUUUCUACUUCUUUUUUAUUAAUCUUGAGAAAUGUCUCGCAAGAAGUCUGCCAAAGGCAAAGGCGCGACCAGCAGCCCGUCCGCGGGCAGCCUCACCGGCAAAGGGACCGGGAAAGGAGCGAGGAGCAGCCCGGCCAUCGUCCAGAUGAACGGCGUGGUCCAUCCCAUCAGACCCUCCGUCAGCUGCAGCAGCGACUUCUAUGACAUCGCUUUCAAGGUGAUGCUGGUUGGGGACUCCGGUGUGGGAAAAACGUGUCUACUGGUCCGUUUUAAAGACGGAGCUUUCCUGGCCGGCAGCUUCAUCUCCACUGUGGGCAUUGACUUCAGGAAUAAAGUCCUGAACAUCGAUGGCGUCAAGGUGAAGCUCCAGAUCUGGGACACAGCUGGACAGGAGCGCUUCCGUAGUGUCACUCACGCCUACUACCGUGACGCCAACGCUUUGCUUCUGCUAUAUGACGUCACAAACAAAACAUCCUUUGACAACAUACAGGCAUGGCUGACUGAGAUCCACGAGUACGCCCAGCAGGAUGUGGUGCUCAUGCUGCUUGGAAACAAGGCCGAUGCCACUCACGAGAGGGUGGUGAAGAGAGAAGACGGUGAGAGGCUCGCAAAGGAGUUUGGCGUUCCCUUCAUGGAGACCAGCGCCAGGUCAGGUCUAAAUGUAGAGCUGGCUUUCACUGCUGUGGCAAAGGAGCUGCAGCACCGCUCUCUGGAGGAUCCCAGUGAGAAGUUUAAGCUCCAGGAGUACGUAAACAAGGAGAUGAAGAGCACAAGCUGCUGCAGGUCUUAGAUCCUGCUCUUGUCAUUUUCUGUGUGUGUGUGUGAAUCAUUCGUGUUCAUAUCAUAGAUACAUUGUUCCUACCCUUUCAAUCCUCCCCAUCGAAGUCCACAAUCCGUGCUGUUGCCCUUCACUCAUCUCACUGCACUCAUCUACUUUCAUAUGUCCUGCUUGUACUCCUCCAUCUCUUUCUGCAGCUGUGAAUGUAGCUCCAGGUUACAGGUUUGCCAAAGACAGUUAGACGCUCCAAAACCUAUUAACGUAUCGAUUCAUUUAUUACCGUAGCUGCAUGAUAUUUAGGAACGUCGGAAGCCUGCCCUUGCGUUAACUUGUGUGGUCGUGUUAUUGGAAUGGGAUCUUCUUGCAUCAGAAUUAGUGGUCGUUUUUCCUGUAAAGUUGUUUAUUUCCCAUCAAAUUAAAAACGUCGGUGACAUUCGACAUUUUGGUAGAAUGCCGUCGUCUCGGUCAGCGUGUGGAUAAAUGUUCAGAACAGAUGUAGUUUAUAGUGAUGCUCGUUCUGUCCAUGGUUCAGGCUUAUUGAUUUAACAGGCUCUUUGGAGCCAAUUUAGCUCACCAGGGUAAACUGUUUGUUAUCAUCAUUAAUUCCAAUUCCAAUCCACGAAUUGGAGUAUGGAUGAGAAAUGUUGACGAUGUUACUCAAAUCAUGAUAUACAACACACAGAAGUGUAUAUCUCUUACUUUUUAAUGUUACAUUUGUAGUCACAUUUUCAAAUAUACGUAAGCGGCUUUAAUUUUUGCAAUCAUGAAUAUAUUAAUGGGGUGUAUAGUGCCAUGUUUUCUUAAAAGCAUUUCUUACGAUCACUACAUUUUAACCAGGUCUAAAAUGAAAGAAAAGCUUAGGCCUAUUUUCUAUGACUGUUUCUUUGGUGGAUUGAAUGUUAGUCAUAGAAACUGCAUAUGUCCGUAAAGUAUUUACUAUACAUCUUAUGUUUUUCCUAUCUUGAUGUACACAGGAAGAUGUGGAUUUUUGGCUUUACUUUUUAAUGUGCAACUUAACUCCUGUAUCUGAAAAUUAACAACAAUAAAAAAAUGAGCUCCUGGCUUUUGUGCAUGGAGGUCAUAGAAAUGUAAA